Messenger RNA from Betta splendens (Siamese fighting fish), 2917 nucleotides. RefSeq names its product X-linked Kx blood group (McLeod syndrome) (gene xk). Gene Ontology annotation, cellular component: membrane. Lineage: Eukaryota; Metazoa; Chordata; Actinopteri; Anabantiformes; Osphronemidae. The transcript has 2 exons. The coding region runs from base 705 to 1823 and encodes 372 amino acids. The record is from RefSeq and is a predicted model, not a curated record.
CCCUCAGCUCCCUGCAGCUUCCUGUAGAUUACUGGGCUGGACCCACGCUUGCUCCUUUGACCCCGUUGGACCACGUCAGUGUUUCCUGGCCUGUAGUUUGACAGAAUAAUCUUAACAGGGGUUUUAUUGCAGCUGUAAAACUCAAGAGGCUUGAGCUGAGAGUGACGCAGGCAACGCGGGGGUCGAGUCGAGUGUUUACUGUGACGGGCGCUCGGGCUCGUGCGUCCUCCACUGCCGUGUGGCUGGGAUCCUCUGAUCCUCUGCCGCUGCCAGUUCCUCAGCGACACUCAGCCGCCUCAACCUCUGGCUCUUUGCCGACAUCACUUUAGCAUUUCACUGUCAGACUGUGGCUGUUCAAUAUAACAAAGUGCUCCGGCAUAAAAACAAACAGAUAUUGAUGUGACAAAAAUACAGUAGAUGCUUGUUGAACGUUUUAAGCAUUUCACUGCUUUUCGCUCAGUAACUGAAAAAACAAUUAACUGAUUAAUAUAUUUUCGCUAACACAAUUAGUGAUUGUUUUGAGUAUUUACCUCGGGUACAGCAAAGCUAAGCUGCAGCUUCUCACUGCAGAUACUGAACAACCCUGCAGAUCCUUCUGAUCCUCGCUGCUGUUGUCCCACCGUAGGUGUCUGGAGGCGUUCUGUAUCUAUGGCAGCGUGGGCCGAGUGGAGGAGCCUUAUGUCAGCAUCACCAGGAAGAAGCAGAUGCCCCGUGGGGGUCAGUCUGAGGAGGUGGAGCGGCAGGUGGGGCAGGCGGAGGGGAAGCUGUUCACGCACAGAGCAGCCUUCGCCCGCACCUCCGUCAUCCAGGCCUUCCUGGGCUCGGCCCCCCAGCUCACCCUGCAGCUCUACAUCUGCGUCCUGCAGCGGGGGGUGUCCAUCGGGAGAGGCACACUGAUGGUGAUCUCCCUCCUGUCCAUCGUGUACGGAGCGCUGCGCUGCAACAUCCUGGCCAUUAAAAUCAAAUACGAUGACUAUGAAAUGGACAUCGGGCCCAUGGCUUACCUGUGCAUCUUCCUGUGGAGGAGCUUCGAGAUCGCCACCAGAGUGGCGGUCCUGGUUCUGUUCAGCUCUGUGCUGCAGCUCUGGGUGCUGCCCGUGGUUCUGCUCAACUUCCUCGUCUUCUUCCUCUACCCCUGGAUCCUGUUCUGGUGGAGCCACUCUCCGUUUCCCGAGAACAUAGAGAAGACUCUGACCCGGGUGGGCACCACCAUCGUGCUCUGUCUGCUCACCUUCCUCUACGCCGGCAUCAACAUGUUCUGCUGGUCGGCCGUGCAGGUGAAGCUCAACGACCCGGACCUCAUCAACAAGUCCCAGAACUGGUAUCGCAUGUCUGUGUACUACAUGUUGCGUUUCGUGGAGAACGCCUCGCUGCUUCUGCUGUGGUACAUCUACAAAACGGACUUCUACAGCUUCGUCUGCGCCCCCCUGCUGGUGCUGCAGCUGCUGGUGGCCUACGCCAUCGCCAUCUUCUUCAUGCUGGUCUUCUACCAGUUCUGCCACCCGUGUCGGAGGCUCUUCUCCUCCAGCAUGACGCAGGGCCUGUGGAACUGCUCCGCUCUGCUCUGUCUCGUGUGCAACUCGGCUUCACCAGAGAACAGGCCGAUAGGAAAGGCCGCCCUGGAGCCGGCGAGCCCCAGCGCACGCAAGGAGCCGCCGGCUAACGACGGGGCUCCCGACACGGUCAGCGACACCGCAGACGACCUGCCUAAUGACACGACCUACGACAUGCUCAAUGACACCCUCUACGACACUCCCACCGACAUCGGCAAUAAUAUAACAAGCGAGGUCAACGGGGACAUCUGCCACAGUGUAUCUGCUUAAAGCAUCACCAACUGAUUCAUGUGCCAUUCAGAGAAACAAGCAACACUCAUCACACCUUCUGUAACCUAUAAAGUGCCACAUAAGUUGAGUUUACAUUUAAUCCUACUCAGAUCGUAAUCUCAAAUCACAAAUCCAUUGCAAAUAUUCCUGCCAUAAGCUAAUAUGAAGCAAGCGUGUCUUAACUGGCCUGACUGAGCCUGGUCGCGGACAUGCUGUGUUCACGUGAACCAGUGGGAGAAUCGUGCACCCAUCUCACCAGCCAGUGUCCUAACCUGUUACCCUGCAGCCUUUAACAUGAAUAAAACAAAGCGUUGCCAUGGAAACACCAUUUAAUGUUUAGCUUGUGGAGAUUGUGUCCAUUUAUAUGCUGCAUUGCUAACCGCACAGCCAGUCUACUUGAUUGUACUCAGUAUCUGUCUUUGGCAUGGAGGUGUGCAUGUGUGGAGGUGUUAUGGAGGGUGGGGGCUGUUUUGUACAGGGUGUUAUUACAAAGCCUUUGCUAGUUAUAUGGCUGCAAGCAAUGGGCUUUUUCUUACUCCUCGAUAAGAGCUUUAUCAUGAAUAUGUGCUGCUUCUGUAAUGUAUUUGUGUGAAUCUCCACACAGUCUGUCCAAUCACCAAACCAGUCACCGUAAAGCACAGACUUCUCCAAGCGGAACGCUUUUGCACGUUUACAUAAAGGGUCUAAGUGGCUUCAAUCCAGCUGCUGAGAAGCAACAGCUGUUGUGAUGUGAAAAGCUUUUUUUUUCCCUCAGAUGUAUUUGCAUUUUUCUGAUUCAUGCUUGUUGUGUCUUUAUAUCUCAAUAGUACAGGAAGUGCACAAAAUGAACCUGUAAGCAUUUUGCUUAUACUUUACUCAACCUCUAUUGUACAUUUGAGUCAUUGAGAGGGACGUCAUUGUUGUUUCUGUACUAUGUUUUGCAAUGCAUCUGUAGAGGGGAUGAAAACAUUGAAUAACAUGAAUGCUCUUAAUGUUUGUACAAACAAGAUGAACUAACAUCUGAAGCCAAAAAAAUGUGAAUAAGGCACACAGGCGCCAUUCUCAUACAUAAACUGAUGAAAGAAAUAAAAUAAAUUUAUAUUCAUAAGUGAAAA